AUGAUAGCCCACAAUACGGGUACGGAUCAUCGCAACUGGGAUCAGUAUUUACCCGAAAUAUCUUUUGCCAUAAAUACUGCGGUUAGCGAAUCCUCAAAAUACUCUCCGGCUGAAGUCGUGUUUGGUCAUAACCCCAUUACUCCGAACACCUUGCACCUUCCCACUUUGAACCCGCCGAGAAACAAUAACAUGUACAAAGAACUUUGGAAGAAUGUGAAAGAAAAUCGGAGGAAAGCGAGCCACACACAGCAACAUUACUAUAAUCUACGACGAAGAAUAUGGACACCGGCAACAGGUAGCGAGGUAUGGGUUAGAGAACGUCAAUUAUCAUCCGCGGCAGAGAACUUUAACCAAAAACUAGCCCCGAAAUAUUCAGGACCAUACGUUGUUUCCUCUGUAAUACAUCCCAACAUCGUCGAAGUGAGAGACGAAAAGGGAAAAACAAAAAGGGUAAGCUUACAAGAUUUGAAACCUUACCUUUCUAGUAAACUAAAUGAUAAUGAGUGCAUUAUCACAAUCUUCUCUCGCAUAAAAUAA
Messenger RNA from Musca vetustissima, 537 nucleotides. RefSeq lists its product as uncharacterized. Gene Ontology annotation, molecular function: nucleic acid binding. Lineage: Eukaryota; Metazoa; Arthropoda; Insecta; Diptera; Muscidae. The record is from RefSeq and is a predicted model, not a curated record. Bases 1 to 537 code for a protein of 178 amino acids. The transcript has a single exon.